AUGGCUCCUGCUCCGGCACGUUUUAUCAACCCAAUCCCCAACCCUUCGCGGUACCAAAAGUACAACGGCGUGACCCUCGAGUCCCUGUGCGAAGCUGCAUAUCAUGGCAACAUGGAGAAGUUGGAGUUGCUGCUCAAGAGUGGCAACGCAGAUGAGAUUUUCAACGGUGAUGUCAACAUGCAUUUGACCGACGUCAAUGCCUUACACAUGGCAGCAAUGGCAGGACAAGAAGGUGCAGUGAAACUGCUGUUGGAUGCCCAGGCUGAUCCACACGUGCGCUGUGUGGUGUCAGAAGGUAAGGAUCCUCAAAGCGGUGAGACGGCCAAAGACAAGGCGGGAAAGUUCAAGCAUCAGAACAUCGUCACCUUGCUGAAGUCAGCAGAGGAGAAGACUCCACCUGGUUGGUACCAAGCAGAUGGGAUUGGGAACAAUCGAAAGCUUUAUGCGAAGCCUGUUGAGCAAUCUGCCCCGAAGCCAACCGAUGGCGGGAAAAAGGAAGAGGCAAAGCCAGCACCAAAGACAGCACCAAAAGCAGCACCAAAAGCAGCAUCACAGGAGAAAUCAGAGCCGUCGUUGCCAGUUGCGUUGCUAUUCCCUGGCCAAGGCUCACAAUAUGUCAAGAUGCUUGAUGGAGUGAAGGAUGUCCCAGAAGUCAAGGAGAUGCUUUCCAAGGCCAACUCGAUCUUAGGCUAUGACCUCCUCGACAUGUGCUUGAAGGGUCCUGAGGAAAAGUUAGCCGAGACAAAAUAUUGCCAACCAGCCAUGUUCGUUGGCGGCUUGGCAGGAGUUUGCAAGUUGAAGUCUCAAAAUGCUGCAGCUUCAGAGCGCCCUCGCUGCAUGGCAGGCCUCUCACUCGGUGAGUACACAGCCUUGUGUGCAGCGGGAGUGUUGAGCUUUGAGGACGGGCUUCGUUUGGUCAAACUUCGAGGUGAGGCCAUGCAAGAAGCUGCGCAGGUUGGAAAGCAAGCCAUGCUGUCGGUGGCAGGUUUGGACCAACCCGUUUUGGAACAGUGCUGCCUGGAAGCUGAGAAGAAAGCAGGCUCUGGCAGUGUCUGCCGCAUUGCCAAUGCACUCUUUCCAAAGGGCUUCUCGUGUGCGGGAACUGAGGGGGCUGUGAACCACCUGAAGGAGCUGGCUGAGAAGAAGGGUGCUUUGCAAGCCAAGCUGCUGAAAACAGGCGGUGCCUUUCACACAUCGCUGAUGCAGCCUGCGCAAGAGAAACUUGAGAAAGCGCUUCAAGAGGCACUUCCCAAGAUGAAUCCACCCAAAUGUGAUGUCUACAUGAACGUCACUGGUGAGAGCUUGCCAGCUGGAACCAAUCCAAAGAUCAUCCUGGAGCUGCUGCAGAAACAGCUGACCAGUCCUGUUCUGUGGUCAUCUUCCGUCCAGAAAAUGAUCAAAGAUGGUAUCACGGAUUUCUACGAAUGUGGGCCACAGAAACAGUUGAAGGCAAUGAUGAAGAGGAUUGACAACAAGGUUUGGAACAAGACUCAGAGUAUUGAGGUGUAG
Cladocopium goreaui is the source of this 1509-nucleotide messenger RNA. Lineage: Eukaryota; Dinophyceae; Suessiales; Symbiodiniaceae. The record is from the annotation of a GenBank genome assembly.